Papaver somniferum (opium poppy) is the source of this 1512-nucleotide messenger RNA. RefSeq lists its product as uncharacterized. NCBI's taxonomy places the organism in Eukaryota, Viridiplantae, Streptophyta, Magnoliopsida, Ranunculales, Papaveraceae. The transcript is spliced from 2 exons. The record is from RefSeq and is a predicted model, not a curated record. Bases 194 to 883 code for a protein of 229 amino acids.
ACCAGCGGCAAACCCUAGCUUCCAAUAGCGAAUAUUCGCCAUGAAUACUUCCAAUAGCUUCCUAUAAGCUUUUGUUCCUCCGGCCCCAGAUCGGAUGUUGUUAUCACCAAAAUACCAGAGUGUGGAUUUAUUGUAUGGAUGGUUAAAUUAUAGAUUUUAAACUGAAAAAUUGUUGUUGUUGCUACCUGAUUCGAUGUCUUCUAUGUCCCACCUCGAGCUCUCUUUCAACCCAGAAGACCAGGAUUGCUUCCAUCGUAUUCUUACAUCUCAGUCAAGAAAUCAAUUAAAGAUUGAACACCGCCUAUCUCAAGGGUAUUUUACCAAAUCUUUGAAAUUGAUUCUGAUUCAAGAGAUUUUUUCUUCUAUCCGUCUUGUUCCGCCGGAUUUAUCAUACCAAUUCCGAGAUGUUGACGAUCCCGAUACUGAUUGGAGUGACUGGAGCCUUGAAGUGCACCAUUCACCAGUUCACCCAUCACCUGCAUCAUCAAGCCAAGAUCAGUAUGUUAUCUCCUUAUCUGGAGGAGAACAAACAUAUGCAGGAUAUCAUCAAGACGGUUUUAACUCUUUCAUGUCCUCUACCUCUAAAGGAACAAAAUCGGAUAGUUUCUAUACAUGGUUCAGAAAAAACAACACCCACCAAUCUGAAAGAAUCAAUGAAUCUUACUCUGAAGAAGAAGAAGUUGAGCAGCAAGUCCACAUUCAAGAACCAAUGGAAGAGAUACAACUUCAACAACAACAGCAAGGUCAGUCUAGCCCCAACAGAUUCCUCACAUCGGAUAUUGAGGCUACCUUUGAGGUAGUUUCAGAUUCUUCGUCAGAUUCUUCAUCAAACUCAUCAAGUAGGACUGCGAGACCGGGCUAUAAGAGAGUUAAUCCUGAGUAGCAAAACUAUCUUCAUUAUUCUGGAAUUGGGACCUCAUCCUCGCCAAACAUAUCCGAAAGAAUUCAUGACGACAACCUGUCGCAAUGGACAUCUCAGAAUGCACCUGCAAAACGAUUCAAAGGGAUUUAUGUAGCAGCAUCUAGCAAAUCUGACCUGAACAUCAACAACAGCAGCAGCAUGAACAAAAACAACAACUAUUAAAGAAAAUCAGCAACCAAGGCUGCCAAUCCAUCCUCUCAACAGCACACUCUGGUUAUAUAAGUGAUGACACAUCCGGGGGCCGGUGGAUAUCCACCUUUAUUAGAAAUCUCUGAUCUUUUUGUUUUCUGUUUUAAGUGACUUAGCUAUAAUCUUGCGCCUUAACCUAGCAACUGACUUUUUUGGUUCCAGUCUACCGUGCAGGUUUUUUCAGUUGCCUACUUUUUUAUAUCUAGUCACCUACCAGUUUGCCUUAGUAGUACCUAGAAUAGCUUAGAAUCUAGUUUUCUGUCCUCUCUGUUUUUACAAAGUGCUUUUGUGUUAUUCAAGUCCUCUGUUAAUUUGGUUAUCGUCGGUACUGUAAAUCGAGUCCUCUCUGCUAACACAGAGUGCUUUUGGACUAAUACUAACACUCCCCUUAUAGUUUUUAA